Messenger RNA from Aphidius gifuensis, 648 nucleotides. RefSeq lists its product as uncharacterized. The transcript has 3 exons. Bases 125 to 439 code for a protein of 104 amino acids. The record is from RefSeq and is a predicted model, not a curated record. NCBI's taxonomy places the organism in Eukaryota, Metazoa, Arthropoda, Insecta, Hymenoptera, Braconidae.
CGUGAGACUAUAUAAGAAAGAAACAAGUCAGGUGGAGUCGCAUUCAGCUAGAAGCAACGUUAAAUUAUUCUAUUUAAUAAUAAUAUUAUCAACUCGAACCUCAGUUACUUGGCAACAAGACAAUAUGAAGAUUGCAAUUUUAUUUAUGUCUUUGUUGGGACUUUCAACAUGUGCACCAGUGUUUAUAAUUAGUAGUGAUGAAAUACAACAAAAUCCAACACCUUAUGCACAUGAGGCUGUAUUAAAAAAUUCAGCAAUGGAAUCAUUACUUCCAUCUGAACUUCGAAAUCAUUUUUAUGAUAAUCCACAUACAGCAGCUGGUCUUGCACAGCAAUCUUGGCUUGGAUAUAAAGAAAUGCAGGUAAUCAAUCGAGAAGCGGACAAGAUACCACGAGAAAAAAUAUUCCAUGCACUUCAAAAUGCUGGAUUUGCACGUUAAAAGAUAUUGACCUCAUUAAUCACACUCAUCUCUCACACACAUGACGAAUAGACAUAUUUUAUUUAUUAUCAUAAAUUUUAUUUUUUUAUUCACGUGAAAAAUAUAUCACAAUUGACUAUACAUACCAUUAUUGAUAUGAUAAUUUAUUUAUGAUAGUAUCAUGUAUUACAGAAUGAAUGGAUCAAAAUUAAUUAUUUAUUUUUUUAAUU